ACAAAGUUAGACUGGCCAGGCCUUCCGCUUUAUUAGACAAUGGAAAAUGAAGUUAAAUGUGUUGUAAAGUGGAGUGGUAAAGAAUAUGAAGUUGAUUCAUUAUCUGAAAACGACACAGUCGGAACACUUAAAGAUGCAAUUUAUAAAAGAACCGGAGUAAGGCCUGAGAGACAGAAACUGCUCAAUCUAAAAUUUAAAGGAAAAAUGCCAGAAAAUGAGUGUCAACUCUCACUUAUCAAAAUCAAACCGGGAUUCAAGAUCAUGAUGAUGGGAUCUUUAGAAGAGGACAUUGCUGACGCCAGCACUCCACCUGAGGACUUGCCAGAGGUUUUUGAUGACUUUGAUAUUGAAGAUGAAGAGGAAGUCGCAAUUGAAAACAAAGAAGUGUAUCUUGCCAAAAUUGAGAAGCGAAUUCGAGAGUAUGAGAUUAAACUGCUGUGUGAACCAAGAGAAGGGAAGAAACUACUCGUACUGGAUAUUGAUUACACGUUGUUCGAUCAUCGAUCAGUCGCUGAGUCUGGCUAUGAGCUCAUGAGACCUUAUCUGCAUGAGUUUCUCACUUCUGCUUAUCAAGAUUAUGAUAUAGCUAUUUGGUCAGCCACAAGUAUGAAAUGGAUUGAGAAAAAGAUGGAUCUCCUGGGAGUUUCAAAUAAUAGUUCAUAUAAAAUUAUCUUCUACUUGGAUUACCUUGCCAUGAUAUCAGUUCACACACCAAAAUAUGGAGUUGUUCAGGUGAAGCCUCUCGGAGUUAUUUGGGGCAAAUUUCCACAGUACACAUCAGCAAACACAAUCAUGUUUGAUGAUAUCAGGCGCAACUUCCUCAUGAACCCAUCAAAUGGUCUUCGUAUUCGAGCCUUUCGGCAAGCUCAUGUCAAUCGAUCAAGUGAUAAAGAACUGUUGAAACUCGCCAAGUACCUUAAGGAGAUAGCUACGGUAGAGGACCUGUGUACAUUAAAUCACAGAAACUGGGAGAAACUUGUGACGAAAAAAAGAAAGGACAAAAAGAGAAAAAGGAAACGGUCUGGGACAGGAAGUAGUGUGAUGGAUGGGAACAGCAGCUCUGCCAACAGCGACAACGCAGAUUGUGGAGGGUCAUUGAGUGACAGUGGACUUGAUGAUGAUAAUGGGUCACUUGACGGUGCUAACCUUUAACAAAGCCUUGAGUGCAUUUCACAGACAUUAAUUAAUACGUAUUAUAUAUAUAUAUAGAUUUAAAUUAUGGUUUCAUUGUUAAUUAUUAUGUUGUUGAUAUAAUUGUACCAUUUGAAUAAACAUUUUUCUACUACUCUCAA
Macrosteles quadrilineatus (aster leafhopper) is the source of this 1292-nucleotide messenger RNA. RefSeq names its product ubiquitin-like domain-containing CTD phosphatase 1. The record is from RefSeq and is a predicted model, not a curated record. NCBI's taxonomy places the organism in Eukaryota, Metazoa, Arthropoda, Insecta, Hemiptera, Cicadellidae. Gene Ontology annotation, biological process: protein dephosphorylation. Gene Ontology annotation, molecular function: protein serine/threonine phosphatase activity; protein binding. Gene Ontology annotation, cellular component: nucleus. The transcript is spliced from 5 exons. Bases 40 to 1152 code for a protein of 370 amino acids.